This is a messenger RNA of Diceros bicornis minor, 2303 nucleotides long. RefSeq names its product AKNA domain containing 1 (gene AKNAD1). The record is from RefSeq and is a predicted model, not a curated record. NCBI's taxonomy places the organism in Eukaryota, Metazoa, Chordata, Mammalia, Perissodactyla, Rhinocerotidae.
AUGGAUGAAGCCGAUUUCUCAGAAGAUACAACUUCUAAGCAACAGGAGGAUUUGCCUUAUGAUGGGGAUUUCUCUCAAGUUAAGAUAUACAGUGAUUCCAAUUUUACCUCAAAAAAUGAGUUCCUUUAUGUCUCAAAUCAAAUUAUUUUAACAAAAGAUGACCCUCAAGAAAAGGCUACAUACAAGGAGACUUGCAGAAAUGCAGACAUGGCCAUGACUCUGGACAAAAUGACUGAAGAUGCUGUCAACAAAAAUGAUGAAGAGAAACAAUGCACCAUAAAUCUUCCUAUUCUGGCUGAUAACAGAGACCCUGCAAAGUCAAAGAUUUCUGGUAUGUUACUCCAUCAUCUUUCUAAAGAGGAAUUCUUAAAAGGUCAAGGCAUUGAUUGUGAAACUCUCCCAGAGAUCUCUAAUGCUGACAGUUUUGAUGAAGUUAUUCUUAAAAAUAUUAUUUUGCAGUAUGUUAAGAAUUCUUGGCCAAAAGAACAAACUCCAGAACUCACUGACCAGCUCAACCCCCAAAGGGAUGGUGAAAACAGCAAUAAGCCCAGUUGUUCUCCAACUACAACAGAAGAAAACACCUCUGAUUUAGAAGAGCUGUCUGGAGACAGCAACCAUCAAGAAAAUUCAAAUUUUCUAACUAAAAUCAAGAGUCCAAGUGAUAAACAAAAAAGUUGCCACGGGCAGACAUCCCAGAAACAGCAGCCUGAAAAAGCAAGUUCAGGCAGUGGGUUCAAACGUGGCCAAAGUCUAGUUCAUUACCUGCUCUCUGAUUUCUCUAAGGUUGCUCUCAAAGUAAAAAUCCCUAAAAAUAGCAUAACUGAUAAACCACUUACAAUAGAUAAACAAGCCAACUUUUCUCCUACAUGGAGAUAUAAAUCAGCUAUUGUGCAAGAUAUUUUAGAAAACAUGUCUAGGUCAAAUUGUGUUGAAAAACAAGAGCAGAAAAUGAAAACUACUAAAGUUUCACAACAGAUAGAGAUGGAGCCCACAAUACAUGUCCACCAAGAACAUUUCACAGGACUGGAAUCUGAGACAAGUCUCUUGAAGUUGUCAUCAACCUCUCAGAAAGACCCUUCCUCAAGUUCUUCUUACAUAUUUCAAAAGAUAUCCCAAGGGAAACAGAUGUGUCAGAAGUUAAAAGAACAGACUGAUCAACUGAAGACUAAAGUACAAGAAUUUUCCAAAAGCAUAGCACAGGAUUCUCCCUAUCAUUUGCAAGACAGGAGGCUGGUCCUGGAGAACCUGCAGGGCCAUCUUGAACUGCUGGAGCAGGAGUUUCUGGCCAAGAAAGAGAAGCAUCUGACUUUGAAGCAGCAAGUCCACAAGCAUGAACCCCGAGUUGUCGGUGACUUUGAUCCAGACAGAAAAGUGGAAGGUGAAAUCUUCAAGUUGGAGAUGCUACUUGAAGAUGUUAAAGAGAAAAUUGAUAAAGGCAAAUACACUUUGGCUCUCUAUCUUCCCAUGAGCUCUCCAAUCAUCCAAUCAUCCCAUGAGUUGGCAUCCGCAUCCUCUCCAUCUUCAAAUGAGGAGGACCCCAGCAACGCCUCGGGAAGGCAGGAAUGUGCCGAGAUAACCAGUCCAAGCUGUGCCUUCUGCCGCCGGGUCCUUGAAUGGAAGCAAAAAAUGGAGAAAAACAGCCACAGAAGGAUCAACUGUGGAAGGUUUCCCAGCGCCGUUCAAGAAAAGGCACUGCACCCAGAUUCAGUUCUCUGUUCUGAUGCAGGACACAGCUGCUAUUCUGCUUCUGCCACUGGAGCGCAGAGUAACAAAUGUGAGGCCUGCGGCACUAAGAGUUGUGACUCCGGAAGAGUCUGCGGCAAAGAACCACCUAAAGAAUUUCAUUAUAGACACAACACCCCAGGACAGAAUUACUUGAAUCAUAGUGAAAGAAGUGCCUUUGUCCUGCUCUGCUUUUUAAAUGAAAAUAAAAUUUCUUCACUUUCUUGUUCAAAACCAAACUGGAUCUGUUCCCAGAGAGUGAGUUCAAAAUCUUCUCAAGACGAACAUGAGCCCAUAGCAAGAAAAAAAAAUCUUAAGGUUUCCAGGACCUACAGUUCAGACUUUGCUACACCCUCGCCCCAUUUCCACUCCUGCAGGAUUUCUGGCAGCAAAUCCUCAAGCAACUUUAGCAGUAUUGAAGAAAUGGAAUCUGAGAUUUUAAACUCAUCUUUGGAUCAUGCCCUAAGGACAGCAACCAUUUUGAAAGAAACUACUGAUCAAAUGAUUAGAACUAUUGCAGCAGAUCUUGCCAAAAUACAGAGAUGGAGGAAUCAACUGAAAUACUAGUUUGACCUAAGGCA